AUGACGAGUGAAGAAGUAUAUCGACCCAAAAAGAAAAAGUUUGGAUUGGGUACUGCUUUAUUAUGCACCAUCCCUUUUGUUACGUUUGGAUUAGGAACAUGGCAAGUUCAACGUUUACGUUGGAAGGUCAAUUUAAUAUCUACUCUUGAAGAUCGACUCGAUAGAGAUCCGAUUCCUUUACCAAAACGUAUAAACCCUGAUGUACUUGAGGAAUAUGAAUAUCGAAAGGUUUAUGCAAAAGGACAUUAUAGACAUGAUGAAGAGGUUUUAUUAGGUCCAAGGACGAGAGGAGAUGGUAAUGUAGGUUAUUUUGUCAUUACACCUUUUGAAAGAGAUAAUGGAACAACGAUUUUAGUGAAGCGGGGUUGGAUUGCGCCAGAAAAAAAGGAACAAAGUACAAGACCCGAGAGUUUAGAAAGAGGAGAAGUUGAAGUAGUUGGAUUAAUUCGUGUGAAUGAGGAGAGAAAUACAUUUACACCAGAUAAUGAUAUAGAGCAUCAUCAAUGGUAUUGGGCUGAUGUAGAAACAAUGGCUAAAAUGGCCAAUGCGCAACCUGUGAUGAUUGAGCGUGUAUCAUAUUCGUCGCCUUCGAAAGAAUAUAGUUUAAUUGAAAAAGGGAUUCCUGUUGGAAGAUCACCUACAGUAGAGAUUCGUAAUCAUCAUUUGAAUUAUUUAAUUACUUGGUAUUCACUCUCUAUUGCAACUUCCAUCAUGCUUUGGAAACUAUUAAGAAAGCCUCCUGUCAGACCAAGACAACCAAGGCGAUCUUAUUAG
This is a messenger RNA of Cokeromyces recurvatus, 774 nucleotides long. Its product is annotated as SURF1 family-domain-containing protein. The coding region runs from base 1 to 774 and encodes 257 amino acids. NCBI's taxonomy places the organism in Eukaryota, Fungi, Mucoromycota, Mucoromycetes, Mucorales, Mucoraceae. The transcript has 4 exons. The record is from RefSeq and is a predicted model, not a curated record. Gene Ontology annotation, cellular component: mitochondrion; membrane. Gene Ontology annotation, biological process: mitochondrial respiratory chain complex IV assembly.